Molecule: messenger RNA, 3824 nt
Organism: Haliotis rufescens (red abalone)
Lineage: Eukaryota; Metazoa; Mollusca; Gastropoda; Lepetellida; Haliotidae
Product: zinc transporter ZIP1-like
Exons: 1
Coding region: 86-1228 (380 amino acids)
Biological process (GO): zinc ion transmembrane transport
Cellular component (GO): plasma membrane
Molecular function (GO): zinc ion transmembrane transporter activity
Source: RefSeq, a predicted model, not a curated record
GAUCAUGUGACCGUGAUUCAUCACGUGAUGCAAAAUGGCGACUUCGUACUGACACUCAAGGCAUGACAGUGAACUGCCGCUUAUAAUGUUAUCGCUAUUAGUUGUUAAGGUUAUCGUCCUCUUCGUGUUAUUCUUUUUGACGUUUACGUUAGGAUUCAUUCCGUUGAAACUGAUUCGAGUUUUUCGUAGACAGUCAUCCUCUCAAAAUUUCAACAGUGAACUGACACAAAUUGGCAACUCCGAGGAAUCGCGACCUGGCUACAAACGUGUUAUCAGUUUUCUCAGCUGUUUUGCCGCCGGUGUUUUCCUAGCGACAUGCUUCCUGGACCUUCUUCCCGAUGUGCGCCGAGAACUGACGACCGUUUUAGAUGUCAUGGAAAUCUACACAGGGUUUCCAGUGGCAGAGUUUGUUAUGGUCAUAGGGCUAUUUGCAGUCUUGAUCACAGAACAGAUCGUCAUUUCUGUGAAAGAGAGACGCUCUUCAGCGCGAGGUGACAGAGCACCUCUCUUAGCAGGAGGUGGUGACGACUGGCAGAAAAGUGCAACAGAAUCCACCCGGAGUCAACAUUCUAUAGCGGGAAUAAGUGAUCAACCUCACAUUGAACAUAACGAUUCUGAAAUACAAGAAAGUGAAUACGAAGAACCAGAAACGGAUCAAGAUCCGAAUUACAAAGGCAGCCGUGCACAUCACACUCGUCAAAAUGAAGAGCAUGUGCAUUCUCCUAUGCGAGCUUUCUUGCUCCUUGUAGCCUUGUCACUCCAUUCCAUUUUCGAAGGACUUGCUGUUGGUCUACAAACUAAAACAGGGAAUGUUUUGGGAAUUUUUGCAGCCCUAGUUCUCCACAAGAGCAUCUUAAGCUUCAGUUUGGGCAUGAAUCUCGUGCAGACAAAUCUCUCUUCAAAACUUAUGCUGCGUUCAAUUCUGUUCUUCUCGAUGACUGCGCCACUUGGCGUUGGAAUUGGCAUUGGAAUAAUACAUCUAUGGGACUCAACUGCUUCAAGUUUAGUGCAAGGCCUUCUUCAAGGUUUAGCCUGUGGAACAUUUCUCUAUAUAACAUUCUUUGAGGUACUACCACAUGAAUUUAAUUCUCACCACGAUCGUAUGCUGAAGGUCUUAUUCCUUCUCCUGGGCUACAGCACAGUGACAGGGAUCUUGUUUUUAAGCGACAGUGUGAGAAAACCUUUUUGUCCAGUUAAGCCAUCGGUUAAUGGCAGCAAUAUUGGAUAGGUUCUUUGUGCAAAUUGCAUAUUUAGUUACUUUAACUUUUACACAUUUAUACAUGCUAUAGUGAAUGUAAAACAUACCAACCAACAACUUAUGAAUAAUGUAUGUACUGAUGUAUUGAUUUUGUUUACAACACUGUACUCUGUAUAGCAUGGUAUGGAUUUAUGGAAAUAAUUUGUUUUCCGUUAUGAUAUUUAUUAAAUUGUGUCCUGGCCAUUGAAUACAAGUGCAUAAUAAGUAAAUACAUCUGCGUAACACACUUUAUCAUCAUUAAUAUUGUCAGUGCUCAGAUUCUAUGUUACAAGGAGUUAAAUCGAACAUAGUGUAUAAUAGCCUAUGAAGUAUUGGAGGAUGGUGCUUUGUCAUUAUGAUUGGUUACACCUUUAACAAAGCUAAGUAAAUUCAUAUAUUUACUUUUGACAAGAACCCUUAUAUCAGUUAUUGGUAUCACUGCUUUUGCAGGGUAAUGUUUUAGUUUUGAAUAAUGUUUAAUGUUAUAGGUACAGUGUGUGACUGCUUGAGGCCAGGUUAUGUGUGCACACCUUCUCCCUCUCAAGUAGAAAGUAACACAUGACCGAACAGUUGUCUUAUGUCAAAUUUAUUAUGGGGUAACAGGUCUAUGUGUUUUCCAUGUGACAAAGUGAACUUUCCAGAGGUUUUACAGUUCAAGUCAAUAAAGAAGAGCUCUAAUCAUCAUAUUCUCUACCCUGAAACUAAUGUCAUACAUAUAAAAGUGAAACCAUAGUAAUUUUGACACACUCAUAAGCACUUCCGACUACCAGCUUUAUGAAAGUUUACAAAGUAUGAAUUUUCUUGACAAAAUAAUCUCUUUGAGAUAUCAACAUUUUCACAGUCAAGUUUCUUUGGGUGUCUCAAACUUUAGGAUCUAAGUAUGUAUCCUACACUGACCAUAUGAAGUGACUUCUUUGUUGACAUAAGUUGACAUUAAAUAACAGGGUAACUCUAAACAAAGAGAUGUGAUGUUUCUAUGCAAAUAUGAAUAUGUGUCAAAGAGUUUUUUUAUACAAGAGUUUAUUAACAAUCAUUUUCUUUUUGUCAUGUCACCUUUAUGUACUGUCUUGGGUGUGUGAUUGAUACCGCUUCAUGCCAGGCGUUAACCUGGGGCAGGAUCUGAGCUGAUGUGAUUAAGUAGAUUGUGUGAUCUUUGUCAUAAUGGGAGGCUUGUAUUUAUAUCCUUUAGGCCACACUUUUUAAAUUUUAUGUUUCACAGAUUUAAUUAAGCUUUUCCACACAAGGUCGUUCGAAAUGAAAAUAAAAAUAAAUAAUUAUAUGAAAAUCAUUCAGAUUCUGCUGUGGAGAUAAAUGUGUAGCUGGCUUCUUGGAUCACUGAUAGUGAUGUGGACAUGGCCUUUUUAUGAAACUUUUUUUUGUUUUAGGCGGGUCUAUAUUACUAGCAGGAAACAUAAUAAAAAAUUAUGUUUUUAUGUUUAAUUUCUUUCUUUUUCCCGGCUGCUUUUCAGUAGGGUUGGCGGACAAUGAAAUGAACAAUAAAAUCUGAGUGGCCUUAUGAUAUUAACCUGCCAUGUUUUAAUGCUGUAUAUAUUUAUAUGCUUAUAUUCAGGUUACAAUUGAACUUUUUAUCUCCUGAGAAUUACUUUGGUUUGUAUUCUGAAUAGAUCUUUAUGCUUAGGAAUUUGAGUAUGUAUGUGUGUGUGUGUGUGUGUGUGUGUGUGUGUGUGUAACAGUUGUCUAGACUAACCCUUAAUUGCCAACACACAACAUCGAUCUUUGAACACAUUUAUUAACCAUAUUACAUCACUAAUCCCUGUGUUAUGUGCAAUUUAUCAUACUUCAAGAUUAUGUACUGAACCAUAUCUUCAUCUAUCACUGAAGUUGACCAUCAUGUCAUGUUUUGACUUUUAGAUUAUCUAACUGAUGAUAAUAAUUAUGCAAUAUAUACCGGUUGCCAUUGAUGACACUGCCAGGUGCCAGGUAUUUGGCCGUCCUGUCUAUGAAAAAGAUGGCUUACUCACCACAUUUAGGAGAACAUGCAAGUAUUGUGAUACAUAUGGGAUCAUGAGUAAGGUAUCGUGAUACGUAUCGGAUCUCAAAGUUGGUGUAUCGUCCCAGCCCUGAUCCCAACAGUAGUCAUCCGGACACAAACAGGGUGUCACUGGACUCUGAGAUAUAGAAGUUUUUCUUGGCCAUAACUUCCACAUCCUAGGUCGUCAGUUUAUCAUGAAGUCAGUAAUUUAUAGGGUCUAAAGGUAUGGAUGUUUAUGUUCUAAGCUUGUCUACAACAAUACAUAAAGGAUCUGAUUUCAAGAGCCAACCUCUCACAUGCAUUAAGUUUAUCUGACUGUACAUCCAAUACACACAAAUGUUGCUAUUUCAAGCAUGUUCACUUGUUCUGUUUUGGUUUAACAUGUGGUACAUUAUUACCAAUAACAAGUUUCUUGUGUUGAAUAGAAAUGGGAUCUUGUGCUGGAUGUUGUGUAGUCUGAAGGUUGGCUACACACUGCACAAUAACCAAUGUUGAAUGUCAUGUGUAUAUUAUCUUGACAAUCUACAAUACUGUUUUGUAUUUCUGUAAAUUACACUGGUUACCAUGGUUACAGGAGUAAAAUUAUUACUUAUU